UGCGCGCCCAGAGCGCUCGGCCCCUCGGUCACUGCGCUGCGCGUCCGUCCCCGGAGCCGUCCCCGCCGCUCCGCGCGUAGCAUGGCGCGCCCCCAGGCCCUCGCGUUCGGGCUCCUGCUCGCGGCGAUCGCGGCGACGCCGGCAGCGGCUCAGAAAGACUGUGUCUGUGACAACUACAAGCUGGCAACGAGCUGCUCUUUGAAUGAGAAUGGUGAAUGCCAGUGUACUUCCUAUGGUACACAAAAUACUGUCCUGUGCUCCAAACUGGCAUCCAAAUGUUUGGUGAUGAAGGCGGAAAUGACUCACAGCAAGUCUGGGAGGAGGCUGAAACCGGAUGGGGCAAUCCAGAACAAUGAUGGGCUGUAUGAUCCUGAGUGUGAUGAGCAAGGGCUCUUCAAAGCCAAGCAGUGCAACGGCACAGCCACGUGCUGGUGUGUGAACACUGCAGGCGUCCGACGGACAGACAAAGACACGGAAAUCACGUGCUCUGAGCGAGUGAGGACCUAUUGGAUCAUCAUUGAACUAAAACACAAAGAAAGAGAAAACCCUUACGACCUUCAGAGUUUGCAGACUGCAUUUCAGGAGGCAUUCACAUCUCGAUACAAACUGAGUUCGAAAUUUAUCAAAAAUAUUCUGUAUGAGAAUAAUGUUAUCACUAUUGAUCUGAUGCAAAACUCUUCUCAGAAAACUCAAGAUGAUGUGGACAUAGCUGAUGUGGCUUAUUAUUUUGAAAAAGAUGUGAAAGGAGAAUCCUUGUUCCAUUCUUCUAAAAAAAUGGACCUGAGAAUAAAUGGAGAACAACUUGAUCUGGACCCCAGUCAGACUCUGAUUUACUAUGUAGAUGAAAAGGCACCUGAGUUCUCAAUGCAGGGCCUCACAGCUGGUAUCAUUGCUGUCAUUGUGGUGGUGACGCUGGCAAUCAUCGCAGGGAUUGUUGUCCUGGUUAUUUCUACAAGGAAGAAAUCAGCAAAAUAUGAGAAGGCUGAGAUAAAGGAGAUGGGUGAGAUACACAGAGAGCUCAAUGCCUAACCUCCGUGAUUGAGGAUGGAACCAGCAGAGAGGCAACUGGCAGAAGAACUCAGACUGUAAAUGUAUCGACACGAGACAAGAAGACCUUUAAAGGGUUACUGUUUUGUUAGUUAACGUCACAUAUUUGUAACAGUGAAAUUUGUACUCAUAAAUACAUGCAGCUUGACAUUGGCAUUAGCAAUCUUAAAUUAGAGAAAUGUCUUAUGUAUGCAGGUCCGGUGUGGAACUCAGAACUUAGCCUGCAAAGUUAAGAUAAUUUAUGCUUGAUAUUGAAGAGUGUGGGCCACAAAAAUUCCACAGUAGAAGAUGAUGACUAGUCUCAUUUUGUGAUUAAAGCUGCCUUUCUACAUACCUGAGUAUUGUACAUAAUAAACUUUUUGUAAUGAAAUAAAACAUUUUUAAACUGA
Psammomys obesus (fat sand rat) is the source of this 1436-nucleotide messenger RNA. It is a transcript of the gene Epcam, whose product is annotated as epithelial cell adhesion molecule. The coding region runs from base 82 to 1029 and encodes 315 amino acids. Gene Ontology annotation, cellular component: membrane; bicellular tight junction. The record is from RefSeq and is a predicted model, not a curated record. The transcript is spliced from 9 exons. Gene Ontology annotation, molecular function: cadherin binding involved in cell-cell adhesion. Lineage: Eukaryota; Metazoa; Chordata; Mammalia; Rodentia; Muridae.